Molecule: messenger RNA, 20863 nt
Organism: Coregonus sp. 'balchen'
Lineage: Eukaryota; Metazoa; Chordata; Actinopteri; Salmoniformes; Salmonidae
Source: the annotation of a GenBank genome assembly
AUGACUGAAGUGCCUCUAGAAUAUGACAUAUUUUCAGACUUAAACCUAUAUUUGGUGAUCGGCCUUGGCUCGGUGUCCUUUCUGUUGUUGAUCACCAUAUUGGUCACCUGUGUGCUGAAGUGUCAGAAACCAAAGCCCAGCAAAGCGCCCCCUCCAAGUAGGAACAGUGUGAUCAGUGAGAGGAACUCGACCAUCGCAGAUUCCACCCUGGUCUCCAACGAUGCCUACUGGUACAGUCUGUUUCUAGCGGAGACUAGGAAAGGAAAGCUGGUGGUCAGACAGCCUGUGCCUAAGGCGGGGUCCAGAUACAUCGUGUCCAGUAUACCAAGGAGCACGGGAUUGACAGAGACCAGCGACUCAGCAGCUUCUACUCUGCAGGUAAGACAAAACCCUCCAUCUGAUUUGACCAAAUUACCCUCAAUCCCUUUGAUAAACAAGCCUGGAUGUCUGUGCGUAAAAGCAGUCAAUGCAGGGUGAAACGUUCAUGCAUAUAGGCAUAAAUAUAUGGGUUGUGAACAAACAAGUAUGACAACGCAAAACAACAACAACAAAAAACAUUUAGAACUAUUGAUUGUAUUAUACCUAUUUUAAUCAAUUAAACUUUUCUGCCUGGUUUUAAUUCAAUGGUGUGAAUGCUGGUAAAAUGCGCGAAGUGUCGCUGCUCACCAGUAAAACGAACUCUUCUAUGAUGUAACAGUCGCCAUGACAGUUCGUUACAGUGAAGAAAGCAAAGCAAUUUGUGGAUAUCUCCUUGGUCCUGAAUCCUUCGCUGUGAAAAGGAUGAUCUAAAAUACAUCUCGGUACAACGGUCGACUCGUUUGGCGUCUCAUACCACCAUCAAAAGGUAUCGUUUUCUAUAUUGCAUCACGCACUGAUCAAAACAAUCAAACGAUGGAGGCACAUUGUCUCGUUCAACCCUGGAAAAGGUACGUGUCGAUCUUUGUUAUAUUCUCUGCCACCAUGAACACGUUGUCUGCCGUUACCCACUAUUCUAUUCCCGAAGAAAUGGAGGAAGGCUCUGUUGUUGCGAAUCUAGCUGCUGAUUUGGGACUGGACGUGAAAACACUGAGUAGACGGAAGAUGCGGUUAGAUAUUAUUGCCAAUAAGAAAUACUUGGAUGUGAACAAAGAAACAGGCGAACUGUACGUUGUUGAGAAGAUAGAUCGAGAAUAUCUCUGCGCUUCUAAAACAGCCACAACUUGUUUUCUGAAAUUAGAUGCUACAAUCGAAAACCCAAUACGAAUAUUCAACAUUGAAUUGGAAAUAAUGGAUAUCAAUGACAAUGCGCCACAUUUUCGACGAGAUUCCAUACACUUGGACAUAUCUGAAUCCACACCAACUGGGGAAAGAUUCUCGUUAAACAAUGCAGUGGAUUCUGAUGUCGGUACAAACUCAAUUAAAACAUACUAUCUCAGUGAAAGUGAGCAUUUUAAUAUUGAAGUUCAGACUGGGAGAGACGGGUCAAAGUUUGCUGAUCUAAUUUUGAAAAAUACUUUAGACCGAGAGGAGCAGGCGGUUCAUAAUCUAAUACUCACCGCUGUAGAUGGUGGAGUCCCCGCACGCUCUGGCACAGCCAGCAUCAUUGUUCGCGUGCUGGACACGAAUGACAACGCCCCUAAAUUUAAAAAGGAUAAUUACAAUAUAAACAUAAUGGAGAACUAUCCAAUCGGAAGUCUUGUGGUUAAAUUGAACGCAACUGAUAUUGAUGAUGGUACUAAUUCGGACAUUGUCUAUUCAUUUAGUUUGUAUACAUCAGAAAAGGCUCAAGGAACCUUCAGUUUGAACCCAACUAACGGAGAAAUCAGAGUAAAAGAAAUGAUUAAUUAUGAAGAUUUUAGAAUAUAUGAUAUGGAAGUCAUAGCAACCGACAAGGGGACCAAUUCCUUAUCAGGACAGUGUAAAUUAACUAUUCUAGUCACAGAUAUGAAUGAUAAUCAUCCAGAAAUCUCAAUCAAAUCAUUUCAAAGUCCAGUCAAGGAGGAUAUAGCAGUAGACACGGUGAUAGCAGUGGUUAGUGUCAGCGAUAAAGAUUCAGGUGAAAAUGGAAAAGUCGAUAUUAAUAUUUCUGAUCAAUUACCUUUUGAGCUAAGAGAGUCUUCUGAUAACUAUUAUGAGUUGGUAGUUUCAGAGCCUCUGGACCGUGAGAAGGUCCCAGAAUAUGACAUCACCUUUACCGUAACAGACAGGGGUUCCCCUCCACUAUCUGACAAUGAAACUAUGACUUUAGAACUACUAGACGUUAACGACAAUGUCCCACAGUUCCCCCAGUCGUUCUACACUAUUCCCGUUAUGGAGAAUAACGCACCUGGGGCCUUGCUAAGUUCCCUCACUGCGUUUGAUCCAGACCUCCAUGAAAACCAGUAUCUAGUUUAUUUCAUCAUAGAGAAGGAGAUAGUGAACACCUCGAUGUCCAUGCUGUUCUCCAUCAAUCCGGAGAACGGUAAUCUUUACGCACUAAAGACGUUUGACUAUGAGAUAGAGAAGGAGUUCCUUUUCCACAUUGAGGCCAGAGACUCUGGUGUUCCUCCGCUCAGCAGUAACGUGACUGUCCACAUCAUUAUUGUGGACCAGAACGACAACCCCCCGGUCAUAGUCUCUCCGUGGCGCGCGCUCGGCUCCGUGGUGGAGGAGAAGAUCCCCAGAUCCACCGAUAAAGGAUCCCUGGUCUCCAAGGUGAUAGCCAUAGACACCGACUCGGUCCAGAACUCUCGGAUUACAUACCAGUUUCUACAGGUUACUGACGCCACCUUAUUCAGUCUGGACCAAUACAACGGAGAGAUUCGGACUAUGAGAAUGUUCAGUUACAGAGAUCCGCGUCAUCAACGGCUGGUUGUCAUCGCCAAAGACAACGGGGACCCUGCGCUCUCUGCUACAGUUACCAUAAAGCUCUCAACAGUGGAGACUGCCGUUAAAGCCUACUCUGAUAUGACUGAAGUGCCUCUACAAUAUGACAUCUUUACAGACUUAAACCUGUAUUUAGUGAUCGGCCUGGGCUCGGUGUCCUUUCUGUUAUUGAUCACCAUAUUGGUCACCUGUGUGCUGAAGUGUCAGAAACCAAAGCCCAGCAAAGCGGCUCCUCCAAGUAGGAACAGUGUGAUCAGCGAGAGGAACUCAACCAUCGCAGAUUCCACCCUGGUCUCCAACGAUGCCUACUGGUACAGUCUGUUUCUAGCGGAGACUAGGAAAGGAAAGCUGGUAGUCAGACAGCCUGUGCCAAAGGCGGGCUCCAGAUACAUCGUGUCCAGUAUACCAAGGAGCACGGGCCUGACAGAGACCAGCGACUCAGCGGCCUCUACUUUGCAAGUAAGAAUACACUCUUAAUAUAUUAUAACAGAAUGAAAUGCUAUGCUAUACAUACAGUUGCUAUAGUCCCGUGCGUAAAACCAGGGCACAAAUAAAUAUAAGUAAGUAAUAAAAGCUGUAUAAAAAAAAAUAUAUAUAUAUAUAUGGACAUAUGUAUUUCCCUAAUCCAACAGUUAGUCUCACCCGAAAGGUGGACAUAUUUCCAAUUCUAAGGUGAAGUCUGAUAAAAUGCUCAAAGCGUCGCUGUUCACCAAUAAAACCCACUCUUCUGUGAUGUAACAGUCGUCAUGACAGUUUGUCGCUAGGAAGAGAACAAGGCAAUUUCAUGUAAACAGCUCCCUGGUCCUGAAUCCAUCUUUGACUAAUGAUAAUUUAAAUUACAUUGCAUUACAACGCCGGAACUGUCGUCGACUCGUCUUCUCAUAUUCAAAAAGGUCCCAUUUUGUUGCUUGGUGCAUUGCGCAAAACAGUCAAAUGAUGGUUGAACAUCGCAUCGUUCAGCACUGGAUAAGGUACGUCUCUGUCUUUCUUCUUUUCUCUGCGGUCCUGAACACGGUGUAUGCGGUUACUCACUAUUCUAUUCCUGAAGAAAUGGAGGAAGGUUCCGUUAUUGCUAAUCUGGCCUCUGAUUUGGGGCUGAACACGAACAGCCUCAGUAAUCGCAAGAUGCGCUUGGAUGUUAUUGCCAACAAAAAAUAUCUGGACGUUAACAAAGAAACUGGCGAGCUGUAUAUCGUCGAAAGGUUGGACAGGGAAUCUCUUUGUACAACUAAGACAGCAACAUCAUGUUUUCUUAAAAUGGAUGCAACGAUUGAAAAUCCAAUAAGGAUGUUCAAUAUAGAAUUAGAAAUCCUGGAUAUAAACGACAACGCGCCACAUUUUCGACGGGACACAAUGCAUUUGGAUAUAUCAGAGUCUACUCCCGUUGGGGAGCGAUUCUCUCUGAACAAUGCAGUGGACCCGGACGUUGGUAGCAACACUGUUAAAACCUACCACCUAAGUGAGAGUGAACAUUUCAAUAUCGAAAUACAGACCGGUAGAGAUGGAGCAAAAUUUGCUGAUUUGAUACUGCAAAAGGCUUUAGACCGAGAAAAGCAGUCGGUUCACAAUCUAAUACUCACGGCUGUAGAUGGCGGAGUACCCCGCGCGCUCUGGAAUAGCCAACAUCAUUGUUCGCGUUCUAGAUACAAAUGACAACGCCCCUAAGUUUAAUAAAGACACCUACAAAAUAGAUAUAAUGGAAAACUCUCCAAUUGGAAGUCUUGUGGUAAAAUUGAAUGCAACAGACUUAGAUGAGGGCACCAAUUCGGAAAUAAUAUAUUCAUAUAGUUUGUAUACAUCUGAGAAAACUCAAGGCACUUUCAGUUUAAACCCUAACAAUGGAGAAAUAACGGUAAAAGAAAUGAUAAAUUAUGAAGAUUUCAGGAUUUACGAUAUGGAAGUCAUAGCAACAGAUAAGGGAGCGAAUUCCUUGUCAGGUCAGUGUAAAUUAACCAUUUUAGUCACCGAUAUGAAUGAUAAUCAUCCCGAAAUAUCUAUUAAAUCUUUCCAAAGUCCAGUCAAGGAGGAUAUAGCAGUAGACACGGUAAUAGCAGUGGUUAGUGUCAGCGAUAAAGAUUCAGGUGAAAAUGGUAUAGUUGACCUUCAUAUUGCUGAUAAAUUACCUUUUGCGCUGAGAGAAUCCUCUGGUAACUAUUAUGAGUUAGUAGUUUCAGAACCUCUGGACCGCGAGAAGGUCCCAGAAUAUGACAUCACUUUUACCGUAACAGACAGGGGAUCCCCUCCGCUAUCUGACAAUGAAACUAUGACUUUAGAACUACUUGACGUAAACGACAACGUUCCACAGUUCCCACAGUCAUUCUACACUAUUCCCGUUAUGGAGAAUAACGCACCUGGGGCCUUGCUAAGUUCCCUCACUGCGUUUGAUCCAGACCUCCAUGAAAACCAGUAUCUAGUUUAUUUCAUCAUAGAAAAGGAGAUAGUGAACACCUCGAUGUCCAUGCUGUUCUCCAUCAAUCCGGAGAACGGUAAUCUUUACGCACUGAAGACGUUUGACUAUGAGAUAGAGAAGGAGUUCCUUUUCCACAUUGAGGCCAGAGACUCUGGUGUUCCUCCACUCAGCAGUAACGUGACUGUCCACAUCAUUAUUGUGGACCAGAACGACAACACCCCGGUCAUAGUGUCUCCGUGGCGCGCGCACGGCUCCAUGGUGGAGGAAAAGAUCCACAGAUCCACCGAUAAAGGAACCCUGGUCUCCAAGGUGAUAGCCAUAGACACGGACUCGGUCCAGAACUCUCGGAUUACAUACCAGUUUCUACAGGUUACUGACGCCACCUUAUUCAGUCUGGACCAAUACAACGGAGAGAUUCGGACAAUGAGAAUGUUCAGUUACAGAGAUCCGCGUCAUCAACGGCUGGUUGUCAUCGCCAAGGACAACGGGGACCCUGCUCUCUCUGCUACAGUUACUAUAAAGCUCUCAACAGUGGAGACUGCCGUUAAAGCCUACUCUGAUAUGACUGAAGUGCCUCUAGAAUAUGACAUAUUUUCAGACUUAAACCUCUAUUUGGUGAUCGGCCUUGGCUCGGUUUCCUUUCUGUUAUUGAUCACCAUAUUGGUCACCUGUGUGCUGAAGUGUCAGAAACCAAUGCCCAGCAAAGCAGCUCCUCCCAGUAGGAACAGCGUGAUCAGCGAGAGGAACUCGACCAUCGCGGAUUCCACCCUGGUCUCCAACGAUGCCUACUGGUACAGUCUGUUUCUAGCGGAGACAAGGAAAGGAAAGCUGGUAGUCAGACAGCCUGUGCCAAAAGCGGGUUCCAGAUACAUUGUGUCUAGUAUACCAAGGAGCACGGGCCUGACAGAGACCAGCGACUCAGCAGCCUCUACUCUGCAGGUAAGAAUGACCUCCACCUAUGCUUAACUAUAAAUAGCAAUACGUUUGAUAGAGUUGUUUUCUUCAGUGCACAAUUCUCGUGCGUAAAAUGGAUGAAUUGGUUGAAUCAAGUUCGACCACGUUGAAAUCAACAAUUCCACGUCCACAUUCAAUUUAAUUAUAAGCAACCUAAUGAUUCAAUUCACAAGUCUAAAAGUUACUGUUGUCCUGUUGCAACUGUUUUCACAGACUACUUAAAGUUUCAAGGCACUAAUAAUACAAGUAAAACGUUUGCAAUGUUUGCAAUUCAGGGCUGCAUAGGCUGGCAAAAUGCACAAAGUGUCGCUGCUCACCAAUAAAACGCACUAUUCUGUGAUGUAAUCGUCGCCAUGACAGUUCGUCAUAGUGAUAGAUGCAGUGCCUAUUCUGUGUUGACAGCUACCGGUCCUGAAUUUCGCUGCUUUCGAGAUAAUUUUAGUCCAUUGUCAAAACGUUACAGGGUCAUCUCGUUUUCUUGACAUAAAUUCAACACAACUUAAUAUUUUCGUUGUGGUGCGAUACGCACAGAGCAAAGCAAUACAACAAUGGAAACGCACAUCAGUGCACAGCACUGGAUAAGGUACGUCUCGGUAUUUCUUAUUUUCUCUACCGCCCUGAACACGGCAUUUGCGGUUACUCACUAUUCUAUUCCCGAAGAAAUGGAGGAAGGCUCUAUUGUUGCUAAUCUGGCUGCUGAUUUGGGUCUUGAUGCGAAAACCUUAGUUAAGCGUAAAGUACGGUUGGAUGUUAUCGCUAAUAAGAGGUAUCUGGAGAUUAACAAAGAGACAGGAGAGCUAUUCAUCGCGGAGAAAAUUGACAGAGAGUACCUAUGCAACAGCAAAAAUCCAUCUUGUUUCAUUAAAAUGGAUGUUUCGAUUGAAGAACCAAUACGAAUGUUUAAUAUUGAAGUGGAAAUACUGGACAUAAAUGACAACGUGCCCCAUUUUCGCAGGGACACCAUGCACCUGGAUAUAUCAGAAUCCACCCCAGCAGGAGAACGAUUCUCGCUAAACAAUGCAGUUGACCCAGAUAUCGGUACAAACUCCGUUAAGUCGUAUCACUUAAGUGAUAGCGAGCAUUUUAGUAUAGAGAUUCAAACCGGGAGAGACGGGUCAAAGUUUGCUGAUUUGGUUCUAAAAAAUGCUUUAGACCGAGAAGAGCAGGCGGUCCAUAACCUAAUACUCACAGCUGUAGAUGGCGGAGUCCCCUCACGCACAGGCACAGCCAACAUCAUUGUUCGCGUUCUAGAUACGAAUGACAACGCCCCUCAAUUUGAUAAAGAAAGCUACACCAUCAAUGUUAUGGAAAACUCCCCAAUUGGAAGCCUUGUGAUUGAAUUGAAUGCAACAGACUUAGAUGAGGGAACAAAUUCGGAAAUAGUAUAUUCAUAUAGCCUUUAUACAUCAGAGAAAACUCAAGCAACGUUCAGUUUGAAUUCUAAUAAUGGUGAAAUCAGAGUAAAAGAAAUGAUUAAUUAUGAAGAUUUCAGGAUUUAUGACAUGGAAGUCAUAGCAAUGGACAAGGGACCCAAUUCCUUGAGAGGGCAGUGUAAAUUAACUAUUUUAGUUACAGAUAUGAAUGACAAUCAUCCAGAAAUUUCCAUAAAAUCAUUUCAAAGUCCUAUAAAGGAAAACGUAGCCAUAGACACAGUGAUAGCAGUUGUUAGUGUCAGCGAUAAAGAUUCAGGUGAAAAUGGUAUAAUUGACCUUCAUAUUGCUGAUCAAAUGCCAUUUGCACUAAGAGAGUCUUCUGAUAACUAUUAUGAGUUGGUAGUUUCAGAGCCUCUGGACCGCGAGAAGGUCCCAGAAUAUGACAUCACUUUUACCGGUAACAGACAGGGGUUCCCCUCCGCUAUCUGACAACGAAACUGUGACUUUAGAACUACUAGACGUUAACGACAACGUCCCACAGUUCCCCCAGUCGUUCUACACUAUACCCGUUAUGGAGAAUAACGCACCUGGGGCCUUGCUAAGUUCCCUCACUGCGUUUGAUCCAGACCUCCAUGAAAACCAGUAUCUAGUUUAUUUCAUCAUAGAAAAGGAGAUAGUGAACACCUCCAUGUCCAUGCUGUUCUCCAUCAAUCCGGAGAACGGUAAUCUUUACGCACUAAAGACUUUUGACUAUGAGAUAGAGAAGGAGUUCCUUUUCCACAUUGAGGCCCGAGACUCUGGUGUUCCUCCACUCAGCAGUAACGUGACUGUCCACAUCAUUAUUGUGGACCAGAACGACAACACCCCGGUCAUAGUCUCUCCGUGGCGCGCCCACGGCUCCGUGGUGGAGGAGAAGAUCCCCAGAUCCACCGAUAAAGGAUCCCUGGUCUCCAAGGUGAUAGCCAUAGACACGGACUCGGUCCAGAACUCUCGGAUUACAUACCAGUUUCUACAGGUUACUGAUGCCACCUUAUUCAGUCUGGACCAAUACAACGGAGAGGUCCGGACAAUGAGAAUGUUCAGUUACAGAGAUCCGCGUCAUCAACGGCUGGUUGUCAUCGCCAAGGACAAUGGGGACCCUGCUCUCUCUGCUACAGUCACCAUAAAGCUCUCAACAGUGGAGACUGCCGUUAAAGCCUACUCUGAUAUGACUGAAGUGCCUCUAGAAUAUGACAUAUUUUCAGACUUAAACCUAUAUUUGGUGAUCGGCCUUGGCUCCGUGUCCUUUCUGUUAUUGAUCACCAUAUUGGUCACCUGUGUGCUGAAGUGUCAGAAACCAAAGCCCAGCAAAGCAGCUCCUCCCAGUAGGAACAGCGUGAUCAGCGAGAGGAACUCAACCAUCGCAGAUUCCACCCUGGUCUCCAACGAUGCCUACUGGUACAGUCUGUUUCUGGCGGAGACUAGGAAAGGAAAGCUGGUAGUCAGACAGCCUGUGCCAAAGGCGGGCUCCAGAUACAUUGUGUCCAGUAUACCAAGGAGCACGGGCCUGACAGAGACCAGCGACUCAGCAGCCUCUACUCUGCAGGUAAGAAAUACGACGCCUACUUGUACAGUCUGUUUCUAGCGGAGGAAAGGAAAGCUGUUUGUCAGACAGACUGUGCCGAAAGCGGGCUCCAGAUACAUUGUGUCCAGUAGCCUCCAGUAGCCUCUACUCUGAUUCGCUGCUCUGAGCCUCUACCCCAGGGAUAGUCAACUAGAUUCAGUCACGGGCCACAUUUUUUUCUCGUGCGGAUGGUCGUGGGUUUGGAACAUAAUUACAAAUAAUUUGUGGACUGCAAAUUGACCGCAAGUAGCCCAAACAGAUAUCAUAUUUGCCUAAAACAAUCAUUUCAAACUUUGCUUACAUUUGUAUACGACAACGUGUCUCUCCAUUAUGCGUGGGAAUACUUGAACAGAUUUCUUAAAUUAAAAUAUCUUGGAGCUGAUGUCCUGGUGUUUUUAAAGUAUUUUAUGAUCAGAACACGUUGGGGGCCAAAUAAAACCACCCAAGGGUCAAAUUCGUCCCGCUGGCCGCCAGUUGGGGAACCCUGCUCUGCUCUGACUCUACUGGUUUAACAUAAUGUGCAAUAACUUUGACGUGUGUUCUCUGCAGUACGCAUGCGUACAAUUGAUAAGCACGUUGGCUAAAGUUCGACGAUAAUUUGAAAGCAUUUAAAACAACACAAAUUUUACUUUCACAUUCCAUUUGUUUACCAUUGAACAAUCAAUUCACCUCAAACAGUUAGGUUACUAAUAUUUCUGUCCACAACUGCUGCAAUUGUUACAAGAAGUAAACACAAUUAACCAAUAAUAGGCCUAAAUAAAACAAUGUUCAUAAUGUUUUCUUUACCUCACAUUCUAUAACUAUUAUUGUGUGUCGUCUUUAAUCGUCACAUAAAUAAUAUCACCAAAAAGUGUGCAAUAAAUAUGUAUUAAAUUCAACGUUGCAAGGGCUGUUAAAAUGCGCAAAGGGUCGCUGCUCGCCAAUAAAACGCACUCUUCGGUGAUGGAAUGGUAGCCAUGACAGUUCGUCAUAGCGAUAAAGACAAUGCGUAUUCUGUGUGGACAGCUCCCGGGUUCUGACAUUUAUCACUGCUUUUGAGAAGGUCGUUUUUGUCUAUAUCUUCAAAAAGGUUACAUAUCUCAUUUUCUUUACCCAAGUUCGCCACCAACUUAACGUUUUCGUUGUGCAGCAUUACGCACAUCCUAACAAUGGAGGUGCAUAUUAGUGGAGAGCCCUGGAGAAGGUACGUCUCGGUCUUUCUUCUUCUCUCUGCUGUAUUGAACACGGCAUCUGCGGUUACUCACUAUUCUAUUCCUGAAGAGAUGGAGGAAGGCUCCGUUGUUGCUAAUUUAGCUGCCGAUUUGGGUUUGGAUGCUAAAAUCAUGGCUAGGCGUAAAGUACGGUUGGAUGUUAUCGCCAAUAAGAGGUAUCUGGAGAUAAACAAAGACACAGGGGAGCUACUGAUAGCGGAGAAGAUUGAUAGAGAAUACUUAUGCAACGUUAAGACGUCAUCUUGUUUCCUCAAAAUGGAUGUUACCAUCGAAAACCCAAUAAGACUAUUUAAUAUUGAAGUGGAAAUAAUGGACAUAAAUGACAACUCGCCCCAAUUUCGCCGGGACACCAUGCACCUGGAUAUAUCAGAAUCCACCCCUGCAGGAGAACGAUUCUCGCUAACCAAUGCAGUAGACCCAGAUUUUGGUGCAAACUCUAUCAAUACGUAUCACUUAAGCGAGAGUGAGCAUUUUAGUAUAGAGAUUCAGACCGGAAGAGACGGGUCAAAGUUUGCUGAUUUGAUUCUUAAAAAGGCUUUAAACCGAGAGGAGCAGGCGGUUCAUAAUCUAAUACUCACAGCUGUAGAUGGCGGAGUCCCCACGCGCUCCGGUACAGCCAACAUCAUUGUUCGCGUUCUAGAUACGAAUGACAACGCCCCUCAAUUUGAUAAAGACAGCUACAACAUUAAUGUGAUGGAAAACUCUCCAAUUGGGAGCCUUGUGGUUAAAUUGAAUGCAACAGACUUAGAUGAGGGUACCAAUUCGGAAAUAGUAUAUUCAUAUAGUCUUUAUACAUCUGAUAAAACCCAACAAACUUUCAGUUUGAAUUCAAAAAAUGGUGAAAUCAGAAUCAAAGAAAUGAUAAAUUAUGAAGAUUUCAGGAUUUAUGAUAUGGAAGUUAUAGCAACUGAUAAGGGGCCUAAUUCAUUGACAGGGCAGAGUAAAUUAACUAUUUUGGUCACAGAUAUGAAUGACAAUCACCCUGAGAUAUCAAUUAAAUCGUUUCAAAGCCCUGUCAAGGAGGAUAUUCCAGUAGACAGUGUGAUAGCAGUGGUUAGUGUCAGCGAUAAAGAUUCAGGUGAUAAUGGGAUAGUUGAUAUUCGUAUUGCCGAUACAUUACCUUUUGCGCUGAGAGAGUCCUCAGAUAACUAUUAUGAGUUAGUAGUUUCACAACCUCUGGACCGUGAGAAGGUCCCAGAAUAUGACAUCACCUUUACCGUAACAGACAGGGGUUUCCCUCCACUAUCUGACAACGAAACUAUGACUUUAGAACUACUAGACGUAAACGACAACGUCCCACAGUUCCUCCAGUCGUUCUACACUAUACCCGUUAUGGAGAAUAACGCACCUGGGGCCUUGCUAAGUUCCCUCACUGCGUUUGAUCCAGACCUCCAUGAAAACCAGUAUCUAGUUUAUUUCAUCAUAGAGAAGGAGAUAGUGAACACCUCCAUGUCCAUGCUGUUCUCCAUCAAUCCGGAGAACGGUAAUCUUUACGCACUAAAGACGUUUGACUAUGAGAUAGAGAAGGAGUUCCUUUUCCACAUUGAGGCCAGAGACUCUGGUGUUCCUCCACUCAGCAGUAACGUGACUGUCCACAUCAUUAUUGUGGACCAGAACGACAAUACUCCGGUCAUAGUCUCUCCGUGGCGUGCACACGGCUCCAUGGUGGAGGAGAAGAUCCCCAGAUCCACCGAUAAAGGAUCCCUGGUCUCCAAAGUGAUAGCCAUAGACACAGACUCGGUCCAGAACUCUCGGAUUACAUACCAGUUUCUACAGGUUACUGACGCCACCUUAUUCAGUCUGGACCAAUACAACGGAGAGGUCCGGACAAUGAGAAUGUUCAGUUACAGAGAUCCACGUCAUCAACGGCUGGUUGUCAUCGCAAAGGACAAUGGGGACCCUGCUCUCUCUGCUACAGUUACCAUAAAGCUCUCAACAGUGGAGACUGCCAUUAAAGCCUACUCUGACAUGACUGAAGUGCCUCUGGAAUAUGACAUAUUUUCAGACUUAAACCUAUAUUUAGUGAUCGGCCUGGGCUCGGUGUCCUUUCUGUUAUUGAUCACCAUAUUGGUCACCUGUGUGCUGAAGUGUCAGAAACCAAAGCCCAGCAAAGCGGCUCCUCCAAGUAGGAACAGUGUGAUCAGUGAGAGGAACUCAACCAUCGCAGAUUCCACCCUGGUCUCCAACGAUGCCUACUGGUACAGUCUGUUUCUAGCAGAGACGAGGAAAGGAAAGCUGGUAGUCAGACAGCCUGUGCCUAAGGCGGGCUCCAGAUACAUCGUGUCCAGUAUACCAAGGAGCACUGGCCUGACAGAGACCAGCGACUCAGCAGCUUCUACUCUGCAGGUAAGAUGACCUACACCACUUCUUCCAGGAAAACAAACCCUUACAGCAAAUCACCCUGCAACAAUCAGAGGACGUCGCUAGGCGUCUGACCAAGUAGGCCUCGAUUCACACUUUGAGCAGCUGUCUCAAUACCUUUGUGGGUUAUAGGCCUAUUUACAUGUUUCUCUUUAAGUUUUGUUUUUCAGAGGUAUGUGUAGGCCUAAUUGUGACCAAAUCAGACGGAUGAAAAUAGCACACCAGCCUUUGCUCACCUCAAAACUCUCCUCAAUUACAGUCAGAAGCUUGCCCCUUGACUAAGAGCAUCACAAUGUCAGUUCAAGACACUGGAGCUCAUUUGGGUCAAUGGGAUCACUAUGAGAGAGGGUCUUGAUUCACACCUCGAGCAGCUGUCUAAGUACCUGUGUGGGUUUUAGGCCUACUUAUACCAUUUUCCAGAAGUUUUGGUCUUUAGAGGCUAUGUGUAGGCCUACUCAUGACCAAAACCAACCAACUAAAAUAGCAUAGCAGCCUUUGCAUCUAUUUCGUCAAAGUCAGUGGGUAGCUUGCCCCUUGACUCAGAGUACCACAGUGUAAAGGUUGAGACAGCUGAGGUCAUCUCGGUCAAUGGGAGCGCUAUGAAGGAUGAGCUCUGCAUCUGUUGAUAUUGUCAGGAGCUUCUCCUGCAGGCAGCAUACUGUACUUGUUCCUGAUUGGUCGAGUCUCAUGUAUACUGCCAGGAGUAGUCUGUCUUUCCUGUUUGAACUGUAAGAGAAACAAUGAGUGUAUCUCAAUGGUCUAAGGUGACACACUCUCCUUGUCUCCAGUGCUUUCACAUCAGUGAUAAAGGAAAGGACACAGGGAGAGAAUGAGACACUUAAAGGCCCAGUGCUGGCAAAAACAUGAUUUUCCUGCAUUUUAUACAUAUUUCCACACUACGAGGUUGGAAUAGUAAUGUGAAAUUGUGAAAAUCAAAUCAAAUGUUAUUUGUCACAUGCACCGAAUACAACAGGUAUAGAAUAGACCUUACCAUGACAUGCAUCCAAGCCCUUAACCAACAAUGCAGUUUUAAUAAAAUAAGAGUUAAGAAAAUAUUAACUAAAUAAACUAAAUUUAAAAAAGUAACACAAUAAAAUAACAAUAACGAGGCUACCAGUACCAAGUCUGUCACGAUCGUUCAAGGAAGUGACGGACCAAGGCACAGCGUGGUAAGCGUAUAUUUUAUUUAAUUAACGUACUUAACACACACAAACAACAAACCAAACGAUACGUGAAGUCCUAGGUUAACACCAAAACAAACCAUACGGAACAAGAUCCCACAAUAAACAGUGCUAAACAGGCUGCCUAAGUAUGGUCCCCAAUCAGAGACAACAAGCAACAGCUGCCUCUGAUUGGGAACCACCCUGGCCAACAUAGAAAUACAUGAACUAGAACAAAACAUAGAAAAUAACACAUAGAAAAUCCACACCCUGGCUCAACAUAUAAGAGACCCCAGAGCCAGGGCGUGACAAAGUCAAUGUGCGAGGGUACAGGUUAGUCGUGGUAAUUGAGAUAAUAUGAACAGUUGGAUUCAGAAGUUUACAUACACUUAGGUUGGAGUCAUUAAAACUUGUUUUUCAACCACUCCACAAAUUUGUUGUUAACAAACUAUAGUUUUGGGAAGUUGGUUAGGACAUCUACUUUGUGCAUGACACAAGUAAUUUUUCCAACAAUUGUUUACAGACAGAUUAUUUCACUUAUAAUUCACUGUAUCACAAUUCCAGUGGGUCAGAAGUUUACAUACACUAAGUUGACUGUGCCUUUAAACAGCUUGGAAAAUUCCAGAAAAUGAUGUCAUGGCUUUAGAAGCUUCUGAUAGGCUAAUUGACAUCAUUUGAGUCAAUUGGAGGUGUACCUGUGGAUGUAUUUCAAGGCCUACCUUCAAACUCAGUGCCUCUUUGCUUGACACAUUGGGAAAAUCAAAAUAAAUCAGCCAAGACCUCAGAAAACAAAUUGUAGACCUCCUCAAGUCUGGUUCAUCCUUGAGAGCAAUUUCCAAACGCCUGAAGGUACCACAUUCAUCUGUACAAACAAUAGUACGCAAGUAUAAACACCAUGGGACCACACAGCCGUCAUACCGCUCAGGAUGGAGACGCGUUCUGUCUCCUAGAGAUGAACGUACUUUGGUGUGAAAAGUGCAAAUCAAUCCCAGAACAACAGCAAAGGACCUUGUAAAGAUGCUGGAGGAAACAGGUACAAAAGUAUCUAUAUCCACAGUAAAAUGAGUCCUAUAUCGACAUAACCUGAAAGGCCGCUCAGCAAGGAAGAAGCCACUGCUCCAAAACUGCCAUAAAAAAGGCAGACUACGGUUUGCAACUGCACGUUGGGACAAAGAUCGUACUUUUGGGAGAAAUGUCCUCUGGUCUGAUGAAACAAAAAUAGAACUGUUUGGCCAUAAUGACCAUCGUUAUGUUUGGAGGAAAAAGGGGGUCUCUUGCAAGCCGAAGAACACCAUCCCAACCGUGAAGCACGGGGGUGGCAGCAUCAUGCUGUGGGGGUGCUUUGCUGCAGGAGGGCCUGGUGCACAAAAUAGAUGGCAUCAUGAGGAAGGAAAAUUAUGUGGAUAUAUUGAAACAACAUCUCAAGACAUCAGUCAGGAAGUUAAAGCUUGGUAGCAAAUGGGUCUUCCAAAUGGACAAUGACCCCAAGCAUACUUCCAAAGUUGUGGCAAAAUGGCUUAAGGACAACCAAGUCAAGGUAUUGGAGUGGCCAUCACAAAGCCCUGACCUCAAUCCUAUAGAACAUUUGUGGGCAGAACUGAAAAAGCGUGUGCAAGCAAGGAGGCCUACAAACCUGACUCAGUUACACCAGCUCUGUCAGGAGGAAUGGGCCAAAAUUCACCCAACUUAUUGUGGGAAGCUUGUGGAAGGCUACCCGAAACAUUUGACCCAAGUUAAACAAUUUAAAGGCAAUGCUACCAAAACUAAUUGAGUGUAUGUAAACUUCUGACCCACUGGGAAUGUGAUGAAAGAAAUAAAAGCUGAAAGAAAUCAUUUUCUCUACUAUUAUUCUGACAUUUCACAUUCUUAAAAUAAAGUGGUGAGCCUAACUGACCUAAAACAGGUGAAUUUUUACUAGGAUUAAAUGUCAGGAAUUGUGAAAAACUGAGUUUUAAAUGUAUUUGGCUAAGGUGUAUGUAAACCUCCGACUUCAACUGUACAUGUAGGUAGGGGUAAAGUGACUAUGUAUAGAUAAUAAACAGCGAGUAGCAGUGUAAAUAGUCCGGGUGGCCAUUUGAUUAAUUGUUCAGCAGUCUUAUGGCUUGGGGGUAGAAGCUGUUAAGGAGCCUUUUGGACCUAGACUUGGCGCUCUGGUACAGCUUGCCGUGCGGUAGCAGAGAGAACAGUUUAUUACUUUGGUGGCUGGAGUCUUUGACAAUUUUUGGGGCCUUCCUCUGAUACAGUCUAGUAUAGAGGUCCUGGAUGGCAAGAAGCUUGGCCCCAGUAAUGUACUGGGCCAUACGCACUACCCUCUGUAGCGCCUUGCGGUUGGAUGCCGAGCAGUUGCCAUACCAGGUGCAGCUGUAUAACUUUUUGAGGAUCUGGGGACCCCAUGCCAAAUCUUUUCAGUCUCAAGCGUUGUUGUGCCCUCUUCACGACUGUCUUGGUGUGUUUGGAGCAUGAUAGUUUGUUGGUGAAGUGGACACCAAGGAACUUGAAGCUCUCGACCUGCUCCACUACAGCGCUGUCGAUAUGAAUGGGGGUGUGUUUGGCUCUCCUUUUCCUGUAGUCCACGAUCAGUCGUCCGGAACAGCUGGUGCUCUCAUGCACUGUUCAGUGUUGCUUGCCUCGAAGUGAGCAUAGAAGGCAUUUAGCUUGUCAUGUAGGCUCGCGUCUCUGGGCAGCUCACGGCUGAGUUUCCAUUUGUAAUCCGUAAUAGUUUGCAAGCCCUGCCACAUCCGACGAGCGUCAGAGCCGGUGUAGUAGGAUUCAAUCUUAGUCCUGUAUUGAUGCUUUGCCUGUUUGAUGGUUCGUCUGAGGGCAUAGCGGGAAUUUUUAUAAGCGUCCGGAUUAGUGUCCCGCUCUUUGAAAGCGGCAGCUCUUUAGCUCAGUGCGGAUGUUGCCUGUAAUCCAUGGUUUUUGCUUGGGAUAUGUACGUACGGUCACUGUGGGGAUGACAUCAUCGAUGCACUUAUGGAUGAAGCCGGUGAUUGAUGUGGUAUACUCCUCAAUGCCAUAGGAUGAAUCCCGGAACAUAUUCCUGUCUGUCCUAGCAAAACAGUCCUGCAGCUUAGCAUCCGCAUGAUCUGACCACUUCCGUAUUGAGCGAGUCACUGGUACUUCCUGCUUUAGUUUUUGCUUGUAAGCAGGAAUCAGGAGGAUAGAAUUAUGGUCAGAUUUGCCAAAUGGUGGGCGAGGCAGAGCUUUGUACACGUCUCUGUGUGUGGAGUAAAGGUGUUCUAUAAUUUUUUUUUUUUUCUCCCUCUGGUUGGACAUGUGACAUGCUGGUAGAAAUGAGGCAAAACGGAUGUACGUUUUCCUGCAUUAUAGUCCCUGGACACUAGGAGCGCCGCUUCUGGAUGAGCAUUUUCUUGUUUGCUAAUGGCUUUAUACAGCUCGUUGAGUGCAGUCUUAGUGCCAGCAUCGGUUUGUGGUGGUAAAUAGACAGCUACGAAAAAUAUAGAUGAAAACUCUUGGUAGAUACUGUGGAUAGUGUGGAAAAUGUAGUCUAAGAGCUGUUUUGAAAAGACCGCCUGAAAUUUCAGCCUGUUUUGGUGGGAUGGAUUUUUGUCCUUCCUGGUGACAUCACCAGGUGGUAAAUUACUGUAGUUAAUAGACCAAUAAGAAUGGGAGUUCCAAACCUCUCUGCCAAUAACAGCUAGUUGUCCGUUUUCCGUUCCACACUCAGACCACUCCCAGACAGUCAUUGCAAAAUUCAUGCUUGAGAAAUUGCUCUUUGCUUAAAAGCUAUUUUUGUUUAUUUCUGACCAUUUUAACUUAAUUUCAAACAAUUACAGUAAGGUACUUAAUUGUUACCAAGAAAUGUUUUGAUAUUGAGAUAAAAAUGGCUGCAUUGGACCUUUUAAGACUACAAAGACUGCAUCAUGAAUAACACAAAUAUAACACUUUAGUGAAAAGUUUAUUUCUGAGAAGAAGCAAUGAUGAUUUCAUAUUACAUUUUUCGACAUCAGAAACCUGGCAAAUUACAACCCCAAAAAAAGUAAGAUAAAAAAAAUAAUGUUUGCCGUCACAAAAACUAUUAAAAAUAAAGAAAGUCACAAACUCUCCCGUUUACAUUACAGAAACUAUUCACAGAAACGUAUCGCAUACUGUUUACCCAGAUAUACAGUAUAUAGAAAGUAUCAGAUGCAGAGAUGGCAGGUGUAACAUUUCCACUUUCCACCACAUUACCAGUCUAAAAAUAGGUCACCUUCUGGUGUUGCCAGUUAAUCCUUAUGACAGGCCUAGUUCCUUUCUCUCUGAAAUGCAUUCACCUGGUAUUCAUUCAUAUCACUUCCCUCUAGCAUCUCAGUAAACAGCUGCAGCACCUGCUGUGAAUAAAACCUUCUAAUUUGGUCUGACAGGUUGAGUGGUGUGUUGCUGUGUGGCGUGUGGUCUAUAUUUCACUUCACUGACUGUGCCUGCAUACUGCAGUCAUUUAGAGGUAUACUGCAGCCGUUUUUCGAGGUAACACAGUGAUGAAGAUUACACAGUGCCAGAAGCAAUUCUAUUUAUGUAUGGUCUUCUAGAAUAUGGGGAGACAGAAACCCCUUGAGCUUUCAAAACAGACCAGAUAUGGUUUUACAUUAGAUUCACAUUAGAUUAGUCUAUUAUUAACCUAGAGGCAUCCGCUCAUCAUUGACAUCAAAGGUUUUUAUCUAAUGUUCUAUCUGCUUAUUGACUUCCUUUCAUCAAAUAUAUUCAACUGCAGCUGUAAAUGCAUUCGAAUAAACCCCUCUCUCUCCCACAGUGAGCCCAGUCAAGCUGAAGGCCUAGCUUUGUGUAAAGCUUUUCAAUGCGGCCACUCCCCCUCUAUGCUGCAGAGGUUAUCUCUCCUCCUCUUGCAUCUCUCAGUAAGGGAAGGAGAGCAGGAGGAGGUCUGCAGUAAGAGAUGGGUCAGGGUUGUAGUCAGCUUGUUUUGCUGUGCAGCUCUCUCUCUAUACCUAAUAAUGUGCACUGCCAGUUCUCAAAAGCCAGUGGCCAUGGCCUUUCUACACGUUCUGCAAGAUCUGUUCUCAUGUUAUUAUACAUUUGCGCACUCAUUCCAAUUAUAACACAUGUUUUCCUUGAUCAAGGCUAGUUCUUGUAAAAAGGUAAGUUUGGCAGAAUAAGUGAUUGUGUGCGCUCUUGUGUGUGAGGGUGACUGUGUUUGUGUGUGUAUGGAUUGCUGAAACUGUCAUUUUCCUAACUAACUCAUGUUAUCCUUUUCAGACUGCCAUGCAAUUUUUCCUGUUAUGGUGUUUUGUCUGUUUUAUCUUAAGCAUCUUCUGUUUUGGGCUAUAUUAUUCAAAGUGCAGAUUGUUUCGCAGACUUAUAAGAUACUCUCUUUAGUAGAAAUGCAAUGAUUAAUACGAAAAAAGUGAGAGUAUAGCCAUAGGCCAAAACCAUGCAUACAGAAAGGAUUCCUCUUCUUGUGUUCUGCAAUGUCUUGACCAUUGAAAUGAUUCUUUCUUUUCUCCCUGUUCUUAAGUACCCUAAGUGAGGGAAGUCCACUCUGCAGUUGGAGGUAUGCAGGAGUCUCACUCACCCGCCCCGGAACCCCUUAUUGAAUUACCUUACAGAAAUGAUGUAUUUUCGUUUUUGUGUCUUUUUUUUGUUUUCGGUGGAACUCCAGUUCUCUUGUCGUUUCUUUGUUCCUCUUGGAGGACGUGCUGUGGUUUUGAUGACAAACAUCACUUGGCCGAGUCGAUACCAAACCCCUGCCCUCCUGCCCUGUUCCCCAUGGCUUAAUCCACAAUUAAAAAGCACCAGAUUGAGGCUGGCCUGCACCGACCUUUUGUCCCUUUUAACAGAUCCUCAUCCCAAAACUAGCCACUGCUGCCCAUAUUAGACUCUCACCCUCAAGGCCUAUUGAGCCUGUCUCAGCUCUAGAAAUGCUACUGUUAUGAUGCUGAUGUCUAGGUCCUGCUGACCUAGUUUCCUAACUCUACAGUACAUUUGGUCUUUCUCCUCUGCCAGAACAGUGACUUUUGGACGGUUUCCUGUCAGGGAAACAAACUAAUGGCAUUGAUUGACCUCAGAGGACAUCAGACAGAGACAGAGUAAUAAUCAUAAUGCUGCUGAUAAUAAUAAUCUGUGAUCUAUUUGGCAGAAGCUCUGGCUUUAGUUGUAAUCCAGAUUAAAGAGGGGGAUAGAUGAAGGUAUGUCCUCUCUCCUGCGAUUGCCUUUCGUUUUUUGGGCACACACCUGUCUGUCCCACCUGACUGCAGCCAGUCACUGAGCCCUAAGCCCAGCACCUGGACCUAAUGAAAAACGUAAACAUGUCCUGCUUACACUUACCCACAACUAUGGACUCCCUUGACUGAUGCAUUUUACAGUAUCCUACCAGGCCCUCCCUGAAACCACCACAGAAGCUUUCUAACCAGGCUGUCAUACAUUUUUACAUGUAGCAGAACUAUACAUCUAAUAGGUUUUCACACAGUCCUCUGCAUGUGAUAUUAAUAUGUGUUCAUCUCCUUCAGUCCCAUCACUAAAGCAGACCAGGCACAUACUCUACUGCAUCUCAGACUGUUAGUUUGGUGGAUUGGACUGUAGUGUUUUUGGUGUGAUUGAUUGAUUGUUUGAUUGUUUGACUGACUGUUGUUGAGUUCACAACACAAUGAUCCUUGUGAAUUCCUGUUUACUGGGAUGUGAUGUGUGACCUAAUUCUUCGUGCAGAGGGACGGGAAAUGAAACUAAUCACCCAGUUACUUAGCAACCACUCUCUCGCUCCCUCAUAAUCUUGGAGCAUGGUAUUCAUGAAUAGCCCCCCCCCCACCACCACCACCACAUGUCCCACUCUGUCGUUCUGCCUGAUGCCCUGUCUGACUGACAGACCUCGGCUGCAUGAGACAUGUCAGAGUUUGGCCAAUCAUAAGGCUGUGAAUGUCCCAGAUCCCUCCCACUUUUGUCUAAUUCUCUCCUCUCAUUCGCAGGGGUCGACCACCACCGGCAGCAGUUCCUCGUAA